CGACGAACUGUGAAAGCACCGAAAAUAACAACCGCUUUUCCACAAUGUUGCUCCAUCAAAGGAUCAAACUUUGGUACAGGUUUUGACGAAUGUAAUGGAAAGCGAAAAACAAGCUACUGAGAGAGAGACACCGCCUCAGCACUGGAGAAGUUGCAAGUUGAUUAUUGACCCUGCAUUGACAAAAGGACUGUACAAAGUGUACCGUUAUGAUGGACAAUGUUUUAACAUACCCGUGGAGGACUUAGGUCUGUUUCCUGUGGAUGCAGUCAGAGAUCCGCGCGUCUGCCGCCUGUGGAGCAAAUGCAACGAGACUGACCUUCUGGUUGCUAAAUUUAAGGUUGAUGAGUGGUAUGUCGGCCCUGUUCCUCCCAAAGAAGUGACAUUCUCCCGGUUGAAUGACAAUGUAAAGGAGGUGUUCUUGACUAAUAUGUGCAGAAAAUAUGGGAACCUUGAAGAAGUGGAAAUAUUUUACAAUCCUAAGAACAAAAAGCAUUUGGGGCUCGCAAAGGUUGUCUUCGACACUGUGAGGGCCGCAAAGGACGUGGUUCAAAACCUCCAUCAGACCUCAGUGAUGGGAAAUAUUAUUCAUGUGGAAAUUGAUCCCAAAGGUGAAAACAGGGCGCGAUAUCUCCAGCUCCUCCUACAUGGCCUUUAUACUCCUUGGACGUUGCCAGUUGGCAGCAAUGAACGAGCUCUUCAGAGCUUAAUCGACAGUUUGCUGGGCAGCGCUGCCACACAGCAACAGGGGAGUCUCUCCAGCCCCACCAGCAUUGCCACACCCCUCUCUCUGGACACAGCCUACUCCAGUAUUUGGCAGGAUACACCUUGCAGCUUUGGGCUUACACCACGUUCUCAGGGAACCCCUCGCACUCCUUGCUUCUCCGCAACUCCUCUCUCCCAGGACUCCUGCUACUCCAGUCUUCAGGCAACUCCGGUCCUCCAGGGGGAGCCCUCCACUUAUAGUGUUCACAAACAUUUAAGACGAGAGCUCUGCCAUCGUAAACCCGCGAGGUAUCACAGGGGAUCUGGCGAAGUCUCAGAUGUCAGCUUGAUUUUGAAGCAUUGCCAACCACAGCCACCCCACCCUCUCUCUACCCAAACAGGCAGCCAGCAGCUUGCAGUGUGGGGUCACAAUGCACAAUCUUCUACUCCCAAUAAUACCGAACCUGCUCUUAACCUCGCCUCCCCCUGUCAGGAGUCCAGGGAGGUGGUCACUGCUACUUCCAAGGCUUUACAUCGGAACUCAUUCAGCAUCCUGAGCAUUAAUUUCACAGCUGACCGGCAGGAUGCAGCAUCCUCCCCACCUGACGAACAUGCAAGCUUAUCUCCAUCUGCUGGUAACUGUUCCGCUAGCAGCCCCCAGCCAGAGGUGGAGAGUUUGGACUCCCGCAUUGAAAGCCUGCUGAUAAACAGCCAGAGUGCUGAUCCCUCGUUCUUUGAUAGAACGACUUUGGAUGUGCAUUCUCAGGACAGCCCGACUUCCCCUUGCUCAGCUAAUACCUCCCCUCUCUCAGAUGACUCCCAUGUUCACACUCCGAGCCACCAGCACUCCUAUAAUGAUCCGGUGGACGUCUGUCCGACAUGGCCCGUUGAAAAUGAGGAGGAUGAGACUACUCGAGCUGUUUCGUUUCUGACGAGAAACUCCCAAUCUCCCGCUUCGUCUAAUUUCACAUAUUUUGAAAGGGGGAUUUACAUAAAUGAAGAAAAAGACGCAGAAAGGUUCCAGUCAUUAUCCAAGGAGCAUCAUGAAGCAAAUGAGGAUAAGGAGCUCUCAAAUAACAGAGCUUUGACACCCACAAAAGAGAUCUCUACUCUUCCUCAGCCUCCGUCCUUUUCUUCUCUGAGUAGCACUACUCAACUCCUUACCUCCACAGCUCCUCCUGCCAUCAGACCUGGAUGCCCCCAUCCAUCCGUCACCCGUUUCCCUUUCCCUAUUCCUCACUUUCACCCAUCUAUUCCACCUGUCCCACCUCGCCUACCAAACGGCACCAUCCCCAUCCCACCUCCAGGCUGGAUCCCACCUCCGGGCCAUCACACUGCCAUCUCUAUUCCUCCUCCCCCUAUUCCACCUCCUCGUUCGGUUCCUCCCCCACCACCUUUUCUUGGACCCCCUCCACAUUUGAUGGUUCCACCUCCUACACACACGUAUCCCCUACCCAUGCCACCUGCAGGUCCUUUGGUUAAGGGGAAUCCUCCAAGUGCACCGUUACCGUUCCUUCGACCCCCCUGGCCCGCUCCACCUUUUCCUACAUUUAACCCCUUUGUGCCACCACCAGACUACCAGCUUGUGAAAGAAAACCCUCACAAAAUCACGAUAGAAAAGGUUUUAGAAGUCAUCGUGGAUGAACUGAAGUCAAUAGUUAAGAAGGACAUUACACGUAGAAUGAUUGAAGGGAUCGCUUUCAAGGCUUUUGAGGACUGGUGGGACUGUCAAGAGAAGAAAACAAAGAUACAAGUUUCUCCUCUGAAGAGUGGAUCGGCAAAUGUGGAAGAGAGGAGCAAACUAAUAAAUCCCCUCAGUCACAUUGGUGCUCAGGGCAAAAAACCUCCACUGCCGUCCUUUAAGGUUAAAAGAAAAAGAGCCGAUGAUCCUGCUACAUCAGAAGAGAUAGAAAAUGUGUUUUGCUCUGCUCAUGAUAGUGCCGAUGUGAAACAGGGUGAUGACACAUUUAGAGCCAAACGCAGACAUGCAAGACCACAUGAACUUGAGAGUGAUGAUAAUGAUGAUGAUGAAGACAGGAAAGAAGAAGAUAAUACGCUUAAAGAUGAAGAAACAAUAUCAGACAAAGUGGAGGUUUUUGUACCAGUUGACGAAGAGCCUCAAAUCCUGUGUGCCAGAGUUGACCAUGAUGACGGUGAUGACCAUGUGGAGGAAGUAAAGGAGUUGCCACAAAAACACACAGAGGAUGACGAUGCUGUCAUCAUCCAAAGUAGUGAUGGAGCACAGAGCUUAGAUAGCGAGAGUUUUUCAGAGAGCAGCUCCUCAGAGGAAAGUGAGUAUUCAUCAGACUUCGACUCCUCUGACUCGUUCUCCUCAGAGAGCUUUGAGGAAUCGUCCUACUCUGACCUCAGUCCUGAAGAUGAGGACAUGGAGGAGGAUGGCGAGGAGGACGGUGAGGACAACGGGAGUGGCGAGUGUAUAGUCAUAUCGUCAGAUGAAGAGUCGAUGGAGCUCGAGCCCCCAGUCACCCCCUCGGCCCCACUAACCCCUGGUGCUCAGCUGGAGCUGGAUCUGCAGGACUGGUCAGCUCCAUUUCAUAGGGAGGAAACCGAGGAGAACCAGUACACAUCCAGUCAACAAGACUCCUGUGACUUGGAUCCUCUGAUGGAGCUCCAGACCAGCGAACCCCAGAACCAUCUGCAGCUCCUGUCACCUAUAGGAAUUCCAGCAGUGGAGCCAUACCUUGACAUAGAGAUGGAGAGCCCUGAAUGGAGGGUGCAGUCUCCAGAGAACAUAGAAACCCUGAGGCCUCUCACUCCUACUGGCUGCUUGGUGGACAGCGACCCUGACCUACCACUCAGAAGCAAACCAACAUCCCCAGCUGUGGAGGAGGUGGAACGACCACGAACACCAGGCAAGGGGAUAGUUGCAGAACUGGAAAGUGAGGACUCUGCUGAAGAAGUCCUCUUCCUCUCUCCAACAAGCACUGAGCUCGUUCUAGCUCCCUCUGGUCCCCCGGUCUCAUACUCAUCAUACCAGGAUAUGCCCAAAACUCCUGGGAGAGAGGAUCGAAUUGGAUGGACUCAGUACAGCUCUGUGAGAGUUCCAGCAACACCUGGCAGAGAGUCAGAGGGUAGCAUAAUGAUGGGCCAGACUCUUAGCAGCCCGCCUCCUGUCCCAUGCCUGUCUAUCAAUCCAUAUGUCACAGCCCCAAAGACUCCUGGAAGAGACAUCAUCCUACCCCGAAGAGCCAUAGUCCACAGGAGGAACACGCAAACGGUGACAACCUCACGGCCCCUGUUGUGUGAUUCUCUCAGAGGUUCUCCUGUCUCCUCUCCAUGCAGCGUCUCCGAGUCUUCAUCCGACUCCGCUGAUGGGAGGGGCAUGUGGAUCAGUUCAGGGGUGAGAAUGAAGCCCCUGCAGGGACUGGAGAAUAUGCCUGGGCUUCUGGGUGAGGAGAACAGGAGAGAGACAGAGAAAUCCUUAUUGAGGAGAAGACGGUGGAGGAGGCUAAAGAGGAGAUGGAGAAUCCAUCAUCGGCAGAGAUCACUUAAAAGAAUCACCGGUUCUCUCUCCUCUAACAGCCAUCCUCACAGGUGGCGUUCACGCUGUGAAGAGAGGAGGAUACUUCACAGGAUCUGGAAGGAGGGCCUGGAUGAAGAAGAUGCAAGGCUGCUGCAGUACGCAUAUGACAGGCUGAAAGAGCAGGAUAAUGACUUUGGGUGGAUCAGUGACACCCUGUGGACACAUCACCCUCUGACCAAAGUCCUCACAGAGAAGAUUGACGAACACAAUUCCUGGCAGCCGCAUCACAGGACCGGCUGUGCUCGCAGUGAAGGUUUCUACAAAAUCAGCAGAAAAGAUAAACUGAAAUACCUCAACAACACAAAGCUGACCACUGAGCUUCCAUCUACAAGUACUCAGGCCGGAACGUGCAUCCCAGUCCAGCAACCGACCUCACUGCGUGCCGGAUCUGACUUCAGGUCUGAACAACGUCGCCUAUUGUCCUCUUUCAGCUGUGAUAGUGACCUGGUCAAGUUCAACCAGCUGAAGUUCCGAAAGAAGAGGAUUCGUUUCAGCCGGAGUCACAUCCACGAGUGGGGCCUGUUUGCAAUGGAGCCUAUAGCAGCAGAUGAGAUGGUGAUUGAGUAUGUGGGCCAAAUCAUCAGACAGGUCAUUGCUGACAUGAGGGAGCAGAAAUACGAGGAGGAGGGCAUUGGAAGCAGCUACUUGUUCCGAGUUGAUCAGGACACCAUCAUCGAUGCUACGAAGUGUGGGAACUUAGCCAGGUUUAUCAACCACAGCUGCAACCCUAACUGCUAUGCAAAGAUCAUCACUGUGGAGUCUCAGAAGAAGAUAGUGAUAUACUCCCGACAGCCGAUAAGCAUCAAUGAGGAGAUCACAUACGACUACAAGUUUCCCAUCGAGGAAACAAAGAUUCCUUGUUUGUGUGGAGCAGAUGGCUGCCGUGGCUCCUUGAACUAAUCUCUAAUGAAGUGUCCUGAU
This is a messenger RNA of Morone saxatilis (striped sea-bass), 5167 nucleotides long. RefSeq names its product histone-lysine N-methyltransferase SETD1B-A-like. NCBI's taxonomy places the organism in Eukaryota, Metazoa, Chordata, Actinopteri, Moronidae. Gene Ontology annotation, cellular component: Set1C/COMPASS complex. The transcript has 18 exons. Gene Ontology annotation, molecular function: RNA binding; protein binding; histone H3K4 methyltransferase activity. Bases 95 to 5146 code for a protein of 1683 amino acids. The record is from RefSeq and is a predicted model, not a curated record.